AUGGCCAAAAGAAGAACAAAAAAGAGAACACACCAAGUUCCCGAUCCAGAGGAGGUGGCCAAGAUCCCCAAAUCAAUGGUCCUUUCUCUUGGGGCGUCGCUCAAAAACACAUCUUUGGCACAGUUGGUGAAAGAUUUUCGUUUCGUCAUGCAGCCCCACACGGCAAUCAAUUUGAGAGAACGUAAGACAAACAAGUUGAAAGAUUUCGUUGUGAUGACCGGUCCUUUGGGUGUAUCUGAUCUAUUCGUGUUCAAGCAAUCGCAAUCUACCGGAAAUGUGUCGUUGCGUAUAGGUAAAAUGCCUAAAGGUCCCAGCUUGCAGUUCAAAAUCAACACAUACUCUUUGAUGAAAGAUGUGAAGCGGAUCUUGAAGCAUCCAAAAUCUGUUGGAAGAGGCUCGGCUUUAUUCAAUCAGCCGCCUUUGCUUGUGAUGAAUGGAUUUUCGACGAAAAUCAAUGAGAUGGAGAACCACGAGAAAUUGAUGGUCACUGUUUUCCAGAAUCUUUUUCCUCCUAUCAAGCCUCACGAGACUAGGGUGAGCUCUAUCAAACGUGUGCUUUUGAUUCAGAGGACGGAAAACGGCGAGAUUGAGUUGAGACAUUACGCUAUCAACACGAAAUUGGUUGAGGAAAGCAGAAAUAUCAAGAAGCUCAUCAACUCACACCACGAUUUGAAGAAAAAAUUGCCCGUAAUGACCACACAUGAUGACAUUGCAGAUUUGGUGUUGGAUCCAUACUCUGUUGGAGGAUUAACCUCGGACUCUGAAGUAGAGGACGACGCAGUUGUUGAAGUGCAGAACGAACAGGCCAAGUCCGUCAAGCAUCAUGAGGCCAUGUCUUCUUCUGGAACAAGAAAGAGAGCCAUCAAGUUGGUCGAGCUUGGACCUCGGAUCAACAUGUCGUUGGUGAAGAUCGAGGAGAGUAUGUUGGGCAGCACGAAGGUCAUUUACCACUCGAAGGUGAAGAAGCUGAGUGAAGAAUUGAAGGAGUUGGAAAAGAGACAUCAAAUUCGUCAAAAGGAGAAGGCCGAGCGCAGAGCGAUUCAAAAGGCCAACGUUGAGGCCAAAUUGGCCAAGAAAGAGGCCAAGAAGGCACGUAAGUUGGCACGUAAGAACGGUGAAAGUGCCGAUGGAGUAGCUGAGGCCGAGUCCGAGUCCGAGUCCGACAGUGAUGCACCUGAGAUCAAUCCUAGCGACUACGAAAAUGACAGUGACUUGUUCAGCGACGCCGAGUAA
This is a messenger RNA of Clavispora lusitaniae ATCC 42720, 1233 nucleotides long. RefSeq names its product rRNA-binding ribosome biosynthesis protein (gene SSF1). Gene Ontology annotation, molecular function: rRNA binding. Lineage: Eukaryota; Fungi; Ascomycota; Pichiomycetes; Serinales; Metschnikowiaceae. Gene Ontology annotation, biological process: ribosomal large subunit assembly; rRNA processing. The record is from RefSeq and is a predicted model, not a curated record. Gene Ontology annotation, cellular component: preribosome, large subunit precursor.